GUGCCGAGCCUCUGGGCCUCGUUAUCUCCCGGCGCCCGGCCGCCCGCCCGCAGUCCAGGCCGCCGCCAUGUCUUCCGGGGCCAGCGUGAGCGCCCUGCAGCGCCUGGUGGAGCAGCUCAAGCUGGAGGCCAGCGUGGAGAGGAUCAAGGUCUCUCAGGCAGCUGCAGAGCUUCAGCAAUACUGCAUGCAAAAUGCCUGCAAGGAUGCCCUGCUGGUAGGUAUUCCAACUGGAAGCAACCCCUUCCGGGAGCCCAGAUCCUGUGCUUUACUCUGAUGACAGUAGGGAAGAAGUUCACUGAGGAAUGCUUUCAAGCACAAAGUGGUGAAUGACUGCCUUCAAAUCUCAAGAAAACACUGCUCUAGCCAAAUGACUUUUAGAUAUUGCAAACCUUUCUCUUAGCCAGAAUUCUACAGAAAUGGAUGAGUUUCUACUCAAACGAGGAAACUGAGUGAAGGAGUAGAUCUUAAAUAAUAAUGGCCUCAUUCUUUUGGUGAAGUGCUUUAUAUUUAAGACAAACAAAAACCUAACCACCAAAUAAACCAAAAUACACCUCUUUCAUUAAGUGAAUUACUAGUGUUUCUAUACCUGGCGUGUUAUGUAUGUUUUAUAUACUGGAUGUUUACAUUUGGGGAAGGAAAACAGUUUUGUUUGUUAAAAAAUUGCCGAUUUGUAAUUUGUUAUUCCUAAGAUUUUUAUACCAAAACAAAAUUUGUUCUUUUCUCACGAAUUUACAAUUUCUCAACCAACUGUAAAACUGGGGGAAGAAUAGGCUUUGUUAAUCAGAUGAUGUCUUGGUUUUUCUAAAUGAGAAGAUGAUUUUAACACUAAGCGUGGGAACUGUUUCUUAGCACCCUGAUGGGAAAGACGAGUGUUGUGUUGUGCAUGAGGUUGCCCCAUCCUGUAAUGAAACAGAUUGGAUAUUUGUCUUAAGUUCCUCUACUUUAUAGAGGUGAUUGUACUUAAAAAAAAAAAUACUACAUUAUUUCAUGUUUUUAAAACAGUGUUAAAUGUGGUUUACAGAACAUUGCAAAUGAUUAAAAACAAAGUAACGUGAAAAUCUUGCCACCUAAAAGAAUUCUUAAUGUCACAAGUAUUUGAUGUGUUUUUGAUUUAAUUUGGGACAUUUUUAAAAGGAUACUUUAUUUGUGUUUGUAAUAAUCUUUGAAGAGCUUUGAAAUAAAAUUUCUCCUUAAUUCAUUGUUUUCUAUGACAGCAA
Molecule: messenger RNA, 1217 nt
Organism: Phacochoerus africanus (Common warthog)
Lineage: Eukaryota; Metazoa; Chordata; Mammalia; Artiodactyla; Suidae
Gene: GNG10
Product: G protein subunit gamma 10
Exons: 3
Coding region: 68-274 (68 amino acids)
Biological process (GO): G protein-coupled receptor signaling pathway
Cellular component (GO): heterotrimeric G-protein complex
Molecular function (GO): G-protein beta-subunit binding
Source: RefSeq, a predicted model, not a curated record